CUUGCUCCCUCUCUUUCCUUGAGUUAGUUUUCCAAGGUUUUACCGGGGCUCGGGAUCUUUUGGGCUGAACGGAACUUUUUGCUCCCUCCUUUUGCUGCUGAGUCUGUCCGUGGACGAGGAAAAAGGCUUCGGAGGCAGAAGAGGCGCAGGGGAGGUGGAGGAAGAGGACGAGGAGGAGGAGGAGGAGGAAGCCGAAGGGGCUCGGCGCGUGUGUGUGCAUGUGUGCAUGCGUGUGUGAGUGCAUGUGUGUGAGUGCUGCCGCUGCCCAGGACCCCCGGCCCCGAAGGUGUUGGCUGAAAUAUGGAGAAUAGUCUUGGAUGUGUCUGGGUACCCAAGCUGGCUUUUGUACUCUUCGGAGCUACCCUGCUCAGUGCACAUCUUCAAGUCACCGGUUUCCAGAUUAAGGCUUUCACAUCACUGCGCUUCCUAGCGGAACCCUCUGAUGCCAUCACAAUGCGGGGAGGGAAUGUCCUCCUGAACUGCUCUGCAGAAUCUGAGCGAGGAGUCCCAGUUAUCAAGUGGAAGAAAGAUGGCAUCCACCUAGACUUGGGAAUGGACGAAAGGAAGCAGCAACUUCUGAAUGGGUCUCUCUCAAUACAAAACAUACUUCACUCCAGGCACCAUAAACCAGAUGAGGGACUUUACCAGUGCGAGGCAUCCUUAGGAGAUUCUGGGUCAAUCAUUAGUCGGACAGCAAGAGUUGCAGUAGCAGGGCCACUGAGGUUCCUUUCCCAGACAGAAUCUGUCACGGCCUUCAUGGGAGACACAGUGCUACUCAAGUGUGAAGUCUUUGGGGAGCCCAUGCCAACAAUACACUGGCAGAAAAACCAACAAGACCUGACUCCGAUCCCGGGCGACUCCCGAGUGGUGGUCUUGCCCUCUGGAGCCCUGCAGAUCAGCAGACUUCAGCCAGGGGACGUUGGAAUCUAUCGAUGCUUAGCCCGGAAUCCAGCUAGCUCGAGAACAGGAAAUGAAGCAGAAGUCAGAAUUUUAUCAGAUCCAGGACUGCACAGGCAGCUGUAUUUUCUGCAAAGACCAUCCAAUGUAGUAGCCAUUGAAGGAAAAGAUGCCGUCCUGGAGUGUUGUGUUUCUGGCUAUCCUCCCCCUAUUUUUACCUGGUUACGAGGAGAGGAAGUCAUCCAACUCAGGUCCAAAAAGUAUUCUUUAUUGGGUGGAAGCAACUUGCUUAUCUCCAAUGUGACAGAUGAUGACAGUGGAACUUACACUUGUGUAGUCACAUAUAAAAAUGAGAAUAUUAGUGCCUCUGCAGAGCUCACAGUCUUGGUUCCACCAUGGUUUUUAAUUCACCCUUCCAACCUCUAUGCCUAUGAAAGCAUGGAUAUUGAGUUUGAGUGUGCAGUCUCUGGAAAGCCUGUGCCCACUGUGAAUUGGAUGAAGAAUGGAGAUGUGGUCAUUCCUAGUGAUUAUUUUCAGAUAGUGGGAGGAAGCAACUUACGGAUCCUUGGAGUGGUGAAGUCGGAUGAAGGCUUUUAUCAAUGUGUGGCUGAAAAUGAGGCUGGAAAUGCUCAGACCAGUGCACAGCUCAUUGUCCCUAAGCCUGCUAUCCCAAGUUCCAGUGUCCUCCCUUCUGCUCCCAGAGAUGUGGUCCCCGUUUUGGUUUCCAGUCGAUUCAUCCGUCUCAGCUGGCGCCCACCUGCAGAGGCAAAAGGGAACAUUCAAACCUUCACAGUCUUUUUCUCCAGAGAAGGAGACAACAGGGAACGAGCAUUGAAUACAUCCCAGCCUGGGUCCCUACAGCUUACUGUGGGAAACCUGAAGCCAGAAGCCAUGUACACCUUCCGAGUUGUGGCCUACAAUGAGUGGGGACCAGGGGAGAGUUCUCAACCCAUCAAAGUGGCCACUCAGCCUGAACUGCAAGUUCCAGGGCCAGUAGAAAACCUACAAGCUGUAUCUACCUCACCUACCUCAAUUCUUAUUACCUGGGAACCCCCUGCCUAUGCAAAUGGUCCAGUCCAAGGUUACAGAUUGUUCUGCACUGAGGUGUCCACGGGGAAGGAACAGAAUAUAGAAGUUGAUGGACUGUCUUAUAAGCUGGAAGGCCUGAAAAAAUUCACGGAGUAUACUCUUCGAUUCCUAGCUUAUAAUCGCUAUGGGCCAGGAGUAUCUACUGAUGAUAUAACAGUGGUUACGCUUUCUGAUGUGCCAAGUGCCCCGCCUCAGAACGUCUCGCUGGAAGUAGUUAAUUCAAGGAGUAUCAAAGUAAGCUGGCUGCCUCCUCCAUCAGGAACACAAAAUGGAUUUAUUACUGGCUAUAAAAUUCGACACAGAAAGACGACCCGCAGAGGCGAGAUGGAAACACUGGAGCCAAACAACCUCUGGUACCUGUUCACAGGACUGGAGAAAGGAAGUCAGUACAGUUUCCAAGUGUCAGCUACGACAGUCAAUGGCACUGGACCACCUUCCAACUGGUACACAGCGGAGACCCCAGAAAAUGAUCUAGAUGAGUCUCAAGUCCCAGACCAGCCAAGCUCUCUCCAUGUGAGGCCUCAGACCAACUGCAUUAUCAUGAGUUGGACUCCUCCCUUGAACCCAAACAUUGUGGUGCGAGGAUACAUUAUUGGUUAUGGCGUUGGGAGCCCUUACGCUGAGACAGUGCGUGUGGAUAGUAAACAGCGAUAUUACUCCAUUGAGAGGUUAGAGUCAAGUUCCCAUUAUGUAAUCUCCCUAAAAGCUUUUAACAAUGCAGGAGAAGGAGUUCCUCUGUAUGAAAGCGCCACCACCAGGUCUAUAACAGAUGUCUCCACCCCCAUGCUCCCACCAGUAGGUGUACAGGCUGCGGCUCUUACCCACGAUGCCGUGAGGGUCAGCUGGGCGGACAACUCUGUCCCUAAGAACCAAAAAACAUCCGAAGUACGACUUUACACUGUCCGCUGGAGGACCAGCUUUGCUGCGAAUGCAAAAUACAAGUCAGAAGAUACAACAUCUCUGAGUUACACAGCAACAGGCCUCAAACCAAACACAAUGUACGAGUUCUCGGUCAUGGUAACAAAAAACAGGAGGUCAAGCACGUGGAGCAUGACUGCACAUGCCACGACGUACGAAGCAGCCCCAACCUCUGCUCCCAAGGAUCUGACAGUCAUUACUCGAGAAGGGAAGCCUCGUGCUGUCAUUGUGAGCUGGCAGCCUCCCUUGGAAGCCAAUGGGAAAAUUACUGCUUACGUCUUGUUUUAUACCUUGGACAAGAACAUACCAAUUGAUGACUGGAUUAUGGAAACAAUCAGUGGUGAUCGGCUUACUCAUCAGAUCAUGGAUCUCAACCUUGACACUAUGUAUUACUUUCGCAUUCAAGCGCGAAAUGCCAAAGGAGUGGGGCCCCUAUCUGAUCCCAUCCUCUUCAGGACUCAAAAAGUGGAACACCCUGACAAAAUGGCUAAUGACCAAGGUCGUCAUGGAGAUGGUGGUUAUUGGCCAGUUGAUACUAAUUUGAUUGAUAGAAGCACUCUCAAUGAGCCACCCAUUGGCCAGAUGCACCCCCCACAUGGCAGCGUCACUCCUCAGAAGAACAGCAACCUGCUUGUGAUCAUUGUGGUCACCGUUGGUGUCAUCACAGUGCUGGUGGUGGUGAUCGUGGCCGUGAUUUGCACCCGGCGCUCUUCAGCCCAGCAGAGAAAGAAACGGGCCACUCACAGUGUUGGCAAAAGGAAGGGCAGCCAGAAGGACCUCCGGCCCCCUGAUCUUUGGAUACAUCAUGAAGAAAUGGAGAUGAAAAACAUUGAGAAGCCAGCAGGCACUGACCCUCCAGGAAGGGACUCCCCCAUCCAAAGUUGCCAAGACCUCACACCAGUCAGUCACAGCCAGUCAGAAACCCAAAUGGGGAGCAAGAGCACCUCUCAUUCAGGUCAAGACACUGAGGAAGCAGGGAGCUCCAUGUCCACUCUAGAGAGGUCACUAGCUGCACGCCGAGCCACCCGGGCCAAACUCAUGAUUCCUAUGGAUGCCCAGUCCAACAAUCCUGCUGUUGUGAGUGCCAUCCCUGUGCCAACCCUAGAAAGUGCCCAGUACCCAGGAAUCCUUCCAUCUCCCACGUGUGGAUACCCCCACCCGCAGUUCACCCUCCGGCCUGUGCCAUUCCCAACACUGUCAGUGGACCGAGGUUUUGGAGCAGGAAAAACAGUGAAUGAAGGACCAACCGCCCAACAGCCACCCAUGUUGCCCCCAGCUCAGCCUGAGCAUCCCAGCAGUGAGGAGGCACCAAGCAGAACCAUCCCCACGGCCUGUGUUCGACCAACUCAUCCACUCCGCAGCUUUGCCAACCCUUUGCUACCUCCACCAAUGAGUGCAAUAGAACCGAAAGUCCCUUACACACCGCUUCUGUCUCAGCCAGGGCCUGCUCUUCCCAAGACUCAUGUUAAAACAGCCUCUCUUGGGUUGGCUGGAAAGGCAAGAUCUCCUUUGCUUCCUGUAUCUGUGCCAACAGCCCCUGAAGUGUCUGAGGAGGGUCACAAACCACCAGAGGAUCCAGCCAAUGUGUAUGAACAGGAUGAUCUGAGUGAACAAAUGGCAAGUUUGGAAGGGCUAAUGAAGCAACUUAACGCCAUCACAGGCUCGGCCUUUUAACAUGUAUUGUUCCAUUGAUGAGGUGAAUUUUCCAGGAACUCUGCAGCAUACUAAUUACCUAUAAACAGCACACCUGUGUCCAAGAAAUCUAACCAGUGUACAGGUCACCCUUAAGGACCACUCAGUUAUGGAAGAUCCUGAAGCAGUUCAGAAGGAAUAAGCAUCCCUUCUUUCAUAGGCAUCAGGAAUUUAAAAAUGAUGACUAUGUGGUCUCUAAACGAAAGCAAAGAUACAUCUUCACUGCAAUGUCAAACCUGAAGCUGCUAGAAUAGUCCUGGGUCUUUGCCGCUGCAGUGAUCACACUGUCAUAACUAAUGCUUAUGUUUACCUUCAUCGUGGUCUGUCAUUUUCGCUAUGUAUAGGUCUAGUCUUACAAAAUGUAAGUGCAUCAUUUAAGCCUGUACCAUGCCAUGGCAAAUCAGUACAAGCUCACUAUUUUGUUUUCAACUUCAAAGUACAAAGCACCCAUGGGAAUUCUCUCACUACAUAGCACCAAAGGAUUGGAUGUUUUCCUGACAGCACAAAAAGUAAAUAACAAACAAGAGGUAGCGAAUGCUUAUGUUUUGUAACUCAGUCAUUCAUCCUGCACAAGUGGUGGAUAUUAGCAAGUGGCUGUGAAAUUCACCCAUUUUAGCAAGUAUUUAUAAAUUCACCCUUGGUUAACAUUUAUGACUGGAGAACAGGAACAUAACAAUCUGCAACCAGUGGCAUCCUGCCAGCAGCAGUCCAUUUCCUGAAAGAGGAUACAAUAUGCAAUCUUCUCAGACACACAGUAUUUAUGUGCUUAAGCUUGUAAUAGGACAUUUUUCAAUUUGGGUGGCUUUUGUGCCAUACCACACUGUGAUGACGUUUCAAAGCUUCACCAAGGCCGUCUUCCUCAGGAGUCUGGCCGGAAGAGUUUCCCCCUCUGCCCUGUCCCUCCCUGAUUUCUCCUUGGCAGCCAGCCUUGGAUGAGGUGGCCAGCUCCAUACAUCCCAUGGCCUCUUACCCAACAUCCCUGUAACCCUCUGCAGAUAUGACAGACUCCCUGAGAACAGGCCCUGAGGAAGGGAAGGAAAAUAGAAGGCAGUUUCAGACAGUACCUUCUCUUGAGUCAUGUCACUUCCGCCAACAGGGUCCUCACUGACUCAGGGCAGUAUUGGUAGGUGGCAACCACCAAGCCCUGUUGUCUAAAGAACCUUCUACACCAUUGCUUGCCCAGAGUCAGAGAGGAGCAGAGAGAAGUCAUCUCUUGACACUUCUGACACAUCAUUAAUCCAGCGGAUGCGUUUCAAAGCUGCAUCUUCAUUGUGAGCUAGAAUUUUAAGCUUCUAUUGCCAUGUUUAUUUACAGCUUGGAACUGGGUGAAAUUAAGAACAUUCUGUGUGCAUCAUUUUAGUUUCUAAAUUCUCAGCUGCAUUUGGAGUUAAUCCCUGUUUAUGCAGCUGAAUUGCCAAAAGGAAGCUAGUUUGCAUAUUUAUCAGUUAGGCAACUUGAAAAUCCAGUAAGCGAGUUUUAACUGAAUUAUUCCUUUCAGCUCUGCCUUUGAUUUCAAGCUUGAGUAGGCCAUCAUUUUAAAAGAGCAUGGAAGGGAUAGGAUCUUUACAACCUAAUAGCUCCUUUUAUUAGGUGGGUAAUUAUAUAUGAAUCUCUGAAUGAAAUAUUUUGAGCAAAAUGGCACUGUAACAGAAGUAAUAAUUCAGGUUAUUUUUUUACAGUUUUAUGUCGGGAAGGAAAUCUGAUGUCAAAGAGAGGGCUUGUUCAAAUGGUUCAUUAGAAAAUCUGGUCCAUUUGUGAAAUUAUUCCUUCAACAAGAGUGCAUGUUCAAUUUACUAAGAUUUUCCUAAAGUCCUCCCGAAGAGCUAUGUGAUGUUAUUCUAUGGAGCAGGUUGGUCUUGUAAAACAUCUGGGCGCUUAGGUAGACAACUCUCCACUGACCUGGAACAAGGCAUUUCCUAACAUAAUGUUGAAUCUUGCAGAAAUAAUCUAUUACUUCAGAAAAGAAAAUAUACAUUAGGCUAGCUUUACCUUCUUGAGAUCCUACAAUGGCUUCUUCUUUUCAAUACUCACAAACAAGGAACAUUCUCUGAAGGCAAUUGACAUCCAAGGAAGGUCAUCCUGAGUGCUCAGUUUGGAAUGGACUGCAAAUCUCACAUUUCAGGGGUUGAGUCUCAUCUUCAAUCUGUAGACUAUAGCUGGACAAUCAAGAGAACUAGCAUUGUCACAAAAUUCUAGAUGCCUCUAGUCAAAGUCAAUGACCUUAGGAAAUAAAAUGUUUAAAAUACAUGAAAAUAUAAUUAUUUGUUUCCAGUGAGAGAUAUGUUUCUGCUGCAUGCUCUUGAAAUUCUCUCAAGAGACUCUUGUGUGAUAUACCCAAUGGUUUUAAUAUGCAGUGACUUUACCACAACUCUGCUCCCUACUCUCUCCGAUAGUUCACAUAUGUAUACAACUGCCUGCCCAAGUUUUCAGGUAACUUUUUAAUCUCCCAGUCUCCUGAUCUCUUGGCAAGAAGCAAUCUGUGAAUACUGCAAGAUAGCCUCUAUUUUGUUCCUAUUCUGAGUCUGGUUCAUGACAUACAGGCUCUUUAAGCUCAUAAAUCUCUCUGACUCCCAUAGCGCCAUGCUUGACAGCAAACCAGCAGCUCUGCUGCCAGGACUCAUUUCUUCCUGAAAAAGAAGAAAAUAAAACUUGGCAUAGCAUGCUCAGGCCUCUCCUGCACUGUGCUGAACUGUCAGGCAAGAGCCUCCUCUUGAAAAAAUUCAGUGUUUUUCUUUUGUAUUUCAUACUGAUAAGAAAGCUAUUUUCUUUCCUCUAGAAAUUUCUGCAUUUGUUAAACUCACAAAAAUGCAGAUAGCUCAAAAUGCAUACAGCAUAUUUGGAGGAUGCCCUAGCCAAAAGUGAAAUAUUUCUUAGUGAGUCACAUCCAAUACGAAACCAGUCAUAGCUACCUCUUUGUAGAACAGAACUAUAAGCUUCUAAAAUAUUUCAAUAAUGGAACUUGACAUUUGGGUAUUAUAAAAUGCACACUCAGUUAAAAAAUCUGAAAAAAAAAAGAACAUAUCAAGCUAGGGAUAUAAGAGGUAAAUUUAUUAAGGCUUCUUAUAGGGGUUGGAUAUAAUAUUACUCUCUUCAAAUAAGACUUGUUCAAAAUGACAUGUAUGUUCAGUCCUCUGCCUUGGUAAGAGCUACGAAAGGAGAGCUGCCUAGCAUGAGAGUGUCAUUCCAGGCAAUAUUUGGAAACUGUAAAGUUUGGCACUCAUUGGCUUUUCCAAUAAAGAAUCUCUAAGUACAGGUCUUUCUGGAAGGCUUCAUAGUGUGUGCUUGAAGAUGGUUGCUCAUUCUGAUCCAUCCUUUUGAAACAUCUGUCUGUUGACUUUGUUUAAAGAAACAUCAUUCGGUCGUCUCCAAAUUUAAGAGUGCCUCAUAUAUAGCAGCUGGAGUAUAAUUCAUACAAAAAAAGGUCACCUCUAAAGAGAUCACCUUACCAUUUUAGAUAAAAUUGUAUCCCAGAUUCAGACUUCUUAUAGCUUUAGAAUGUCCAUUUCUAGUCCAUGAGAGAGAGAAAAACAGAAAAAUUCCCUAGUUUUAGGUGUGUUUAUAGAAAACAAAAUCAUCUGAACUUUAAAAUAGAUGUGGAGCAAGUUUGCUUUCCCUCCCCCAACCAGUUUACUUCAUGCAACCACAGAACAUCCUGAGGCCAGAGGUUAGUCUCCUAGCCUGCUCAUAACCAUGUACACAAUACACAGCCCACAACAUUCUAAAGCAGCAGAAGUGGUUGUACAUUCAAAUCUACAAUCUCUUUCUUUUGUUAAUCGCUUUUCAGAAAUCAAUGUAAUAUUAUACAGACAAGCUUUUCACUUGAU
Molecule: messenger RNA, 8420 nt
Organism: Diceros bicornis minor
Lineage: Eukaryota; Metazoa; Chordata; Mammalia; Perissodactyla; Rhinocerotidae
Gene: DCC
Product: DCC netrin 1 receptor
Exons: 29
Coding region: 301-4578 (1425 amino acids)
Biological process (GO): cell-cell adhesion
Cellular component (GO): membrane
Molecular function (GO): protein binding
Source: RefSeq, a predicted model, not a curated record